GUGAUCCAGCUGUAUGAGACCAUGAUAGUACGUCACGGUGUGAUGUUGGUGGGUCCUACAGGAGGAGGGAAGACCACGGUCUACACCAUCCUGUCUGAUGCCUUAGAUACCCUGUGCCAGGCUGGCCACGGGAAACACAACCCCUUCUUCCUCCCUGUCAAGACAUACGUCCUCAACCCCAAGUCUGUCACCAUGGGAGAGCUCUACGGAGAGGUAUGCCUGGCUGACAAUGCAUCUGUGCACUAACAGACUCACAUACUGUAUUUUCACUUCAACCAUUUGAUGUCUACGAUGUGCUACGUGCUUUGCUAAAGAUGGAUGUUAAUAAAAACAUAUGGGCUGAUUCACUUGACCCCUUCUUACUGCAGCUCUCUGCUCCACUUACUGCAGCUCUCUGCUCCACUUACUGCAGCUCUCUGCUCCACUUACUGCAGAACCACUGACCUAUAUUUUUUACUUGACAAUUGUUUCUGCCGUUAUCCCUAAGAUCUGGAAAGUGGCACAUGUCCUCCCCCUACAUAAAGGAGGAGAUCCUUCUGACUAAGAUAACUACCGUCCAAUUUCCAAUUGAUCUUGCCUUUUCAAAGUUUUAGAAUCCCUGGCCAACUUUCAGCUAAUAACUUUUUUAACUUUUCACUCUAUUCUUAAUGUGCACCAAUCCGGUUUUAGACCUGGACAUACAGUGCCUAGCAAAAGUAUUCACCCCCCUUGGCGUUUUUCCUAUUUUGUUGCAUUACAACCUGUAAUUUAAAUGGAUUUUUAUUUGGAUUUCAUGUAAUGGACAUAUAGAAAAUAGUCCAAAUUGGUGAAGUGAAAUGAAAAAACUGGUCAGAAUUGAAGGAAUGAUGGAUGGCGCUAAAUACAGGGAAAUUCUUGAGGGAAACCUGUUUCAGUCUUCCAGAGAUAUGAGACUGGGAUGGAGAUUCACCUUCCAGCAGGACAAUGACCCUAAGCAUACUGCUAAAGCAACACUAGAGUGGUUUAAGGGGAAACAUUUAAAUGUCUUGGAAUGGCCUAGUCAAAGCCCAGACCACAAUCCAAUUGAGAAUCUGUGGUAUGAUUUAAAGAUUGCUCUACACCAGUGGAACCCAUCCAACUUGAAGGAGCUGGAGCAGUUUAGCCCUGAAGAAUGGGCAAAAAUCCCAGUUGCUAGAUGUGCCAAGCUUAUAGAGACAUACCAUAAGAGACUUGCAGCUGUAAUUGCUGCAAAAGGUGGCUCUACAAAGUAUUGACUUUGGGGGGGGGGGUGAAUAGUAAUGCACACUCAAGUUUUCCGUUUAAAAAAAAUCGUAUUUCUUGUUUGUUUUACAAUAAAACAUAUUUUUCAUCUUCGAAGUGGUAGGCAUGUUGUGUAAAUCAAAUUAUAACCCCAAAAAAUCAAUUUUAAUUCCAGGUAAGGUAAGGCAACAAAAUAGGAAAAAUGCCAAGGUGGGUGAAUACUUUCAGCUGCUACACUUGUUUUAGAGGAUGUGUUAAAGGCCUUUGACACUGUUAACCAUCAUUCAAAGGUUGACUGAAAUAGGCCUGGAUCAGGCUUCUUGCAAGUGGCUUGAGAAUUAUCUGUCAGACAGGACUCAAUGCAUGAUUUCUGAUCAUCAAAUCAAAUGUAUUUUUAAAGCCCUUUUUACAUCAUCAGAUGUUACAAAGUGCAUAUACAGAAACCCAGCCUUAAACCCCAAACAGCAAGCAAUGCAGAUGUAAAAACACGAUGGUGUUAAGUCUAGUUUUCUGGAUGUUAAAAAAGGUGUACCACAGGGGUCGGUACUGGGACCUGUUCUCUUUACUGUUUCUGUAAAUAAUAUUGGUCUAUCUGUUAACAUUUGCAAUAGUCAUCUGUAUGCAGACGACAGUGUCAUGUAUGCCGUUGCCCCAACUGUUGACCAGGCUAUGUUAGAGCAGCAAUGGGACCUUGUUACCUUACAGAAAGCCCUGGUUGGUUUAAAACUUGUACUUCAUGUGGCCAAGACUAAAUAUAUGUUGUUCAGUAAUUCUCGCAAAAAUGCUUUAGAUGAACUACAUAUUUAUUCAUUGGAUGGUUCUCCCAUCGAUCGGGUUCCCACCUAUAAAUAUCUGGGCAUUUGGAGUGACAAAGACUUAAUGUUUAAAAAACAUAUGGAUGAGCUAGUUAAAAAGCUAAGAUUUAAAGUGGGCUUCUUUUUUUAGAACUAAUAUAGAUAUUACCUCUCCCUAAAUAGCAGGAAGCUUUCCUGCCAGUUCUUGACAAUGGUCAUGUUUUAUUGGUAAUUUAAGUUUUUCUUCCUGUUUGUGAGGACAUGUUUUUACUCAGGCCACCAUUGGGAAUGAGACCCUGGUCUCAAUUGGGCUUCCCUGAAUAAAUAAAAGUUAAUCAAAAAAAGAUAAUUCAGUCUAUAAAUAAAUAUAUCCAUAAACAAUCAGUUGAUUUGUUAACAGUUAACCAUCCAAUUAAUUAAUGUACCUAUUAGUUCAAUCAAUGUAUCCCUCGUUCGUUUGCUCACUCGUUUGCUCACUUACUCGCUAUUGGUUUUUACCAAUUUAUAUAUACAAACAUAUGUCACAAAGUGCAUAACAUGAACCCCUAACCCCUGACCCCUACAGGUGAACAUAUUGACCCUGGAGUGGCGUGACGGCCUGAUGGCGCUCAGCGUGCGAGCGGCCUGCAACGACACCAGCGAUGACCACAAGUGGAUCGUGUCGGACGGUCCGGUGGACGCGCUGUGGAUCGAGAACAUGAACACGGUCCUGGACGACAACAAGAUGCUGUGUCUGGCCAACAGCGAACGCAUCAAACUGACCCCAUCUAUACACAUGGUGUUUGAGGUCAGAGAGGGGUCAGGGAAUAGAAGUCCCUCUUCAUUGCAUUCUAGCGUUGCUCACAAGUGGGACAAUCACUAUGGACUUCUUUGACAUGAACAGAUAAUAGUGACAUGUUAAAAAUCCAGACUUGGUACAUUUUCUGCAACCGUUGUGUGUGUCAGGUCCAGGACCUGUCGGUGGCGUCCCCAGCCACAGUGAGUCGCUGUGGGAUGGUCUAUAUCGACUCUGACGAACUCAAGUGGAUGCCCUACGUCCAGACAUGGAUCACUGGCCUGGCUAAAAAG
Molecule: messenger RNA, 3080 nt
Organism: Coregonus sp. 'balchen'
Lineage: Eukaryota; Metazoa; Chordata; Actinopteri; Salmoniformes; Salmonidae
Source: the annotation of a GenBank genome assembly